Molecule: messenger RNA, 1760 nt
Organism: Drosophila erecta
Lineage: Eukaryota; Metazoa; Arthropoda; Insecta; Diptera; Drosophilidae
Product: homocysteine S-methyltransferase
Exons: 4
Coding region: 636-1631 (331 amino acids)
Biological process (GO): S-methylmethionine cycle
Molecular function (GO): S-adenosylmethionine-homocysteine S-methyltransferase activity
Source: RefSeq, a predicted model, not a curated record
UUUGUUUACCAGAGAAGGGGUUCCAAUUGUUUUUCUCUUUUACAUCAGUGAACCUAUCUUUGGACCACAAUCUAUUGUGUGCGGUCGGAAGCUCUCCCAUUUUCCUUUGAAGAGGACAGAGUCAACAACCAAGUACAUCUUUAAGUGUUGGUCCUACGCAGCGUCCAGAGGUUAUCGACGACGACUCAGCAGAGCCGACAUCCCGAGCAGAGCCACUCGGAAGCCAGAACUGCCACGCAUUGCGACGGUUUCAUCAGCCUCGUGGAGGGGGAGUCGCAGUCCACCCGGACAAUCCAAUCUGGCUGGACAGCGUCUGGCAGCUGUGCACCCGGCUUAUCUCCUAGAAAAUACCACUUGGUGGGGGCACUCUCAUGUUUGGGUUCGCCGUUUUGUUUUGUUAUAAAUUAUUAUUACAAAUUUCGCCCUGAUAAGACUCAGCACAGCUGAGUGGACUUUCGGAAAGUAUAAAAGGCCCCGUCGCUCAGAGAAACACUUAAACGUUUGCUGAGCACCCAGCUGGACUGACCCACCUAACCGAAAGCUUUGUAAUAACCACUUGAUAACCAACCAAUCAAAAUAAAGUUGGUAUACCAUUUAGAAGGUCCAUAAACAAGCUGUGAAGUAAUCUUUUAAUCAUGGGUUUGACGCGCGUGCUGUUGAAGGAUGGCGGUUUCGGCACCCAGAUGACCGUCCAUGUGGGCAACUCUGUGGACGGGGAUCCACUGUGGAGCUCCCGCUUCAAUGCCACCAAUCCGGCAGCCAUCAUCAGCACCCACCUGGACUUUUUGCAGAAUGGUGCAGAUAUCAUUUUGACCAAUACCUACCAGUCCAGUCUUGAGGGUUACAUGGAGUAUCUGGAGCUGGACGAGGAGCAGAGCAUAGAGCUGAUAAAGAACACUGUUCGUUUGGCACACAUCGCCAAGGAGCGCUAUCUCACCGAGUGCUAUCAGGCCCAGCUGACGGUGCCGGAGGGAUACCCUCUGAUCAUCGCCUCAAUUGGACCCUAUGGGGCCCACUUGCACGAUGGCUCCGAGUACACCGGUAGCUAUGCCGACUAUGUGCCGGCCAAAGAGAUUACGGAUUGGCAUCGCGUGAGGAUCGAAGCAUGCUUGGAGGCUGGUGUGGAUGCGCUGGCCAUCGAGACGAUUCCCUGCCAAAUGGAGGCGGAGGCCCUGGUGGAGAUGCUUUGCGAUGAUUAUCCGGAUGUGAAGUUCUGGGUAGCCUUCCAGUGCAACGGUGAGAAUACCUUGGCGCAUGGAGAGACCUUUGCGGAUGCGACUAAUGCUAUUUGGGAUCUAUUGGCGGAGCGUAAUGCCCAGGAUAAAUGCCUGGCAAUCGGAGUAAAUUGUGUGAAUCCAAAGUUUGUGACUCCUCUGUUCAAGAGUUUGAAUGGAGACCGCGAAGUGGCUGAGCAAAUACCGCUGGUGGUGUACCCCAAUAGUGGGGAGGUGUACGACGUAGUCAACGGCUGGCAGGGGAAGGAGCAUUGUGUUCCCCUGGCGAACUACGUUCCAGAGUGGGCGCAACUGGGGGCCAAGGUCAUUGGGGGGUGCUGUCGCACCUAUGCAAGGGAUAUCCGCCACAUCGGUGAAGCCAUUCGCGACUGGAACAAACUGAAGAAGCUCUCCUAGAUAUGCACUUAUAAACUGGGGAUCUCAGUAACUUUGAAAGAACAGAAUGCCCAUCCAUUUAGUACUGUAAAUAUGUGUUUAGUUAUUAAGGUUUAGAACUUAUUUGAAUAAAAAAAAAGAAAGACAACG